This is a messenger RNA of Chelonoidis abingdonii (Abingdon island giant tortoise), 820 nucleotides long. RefSeq names its product O-sialoglycoprotein endopeptidase (gene OSGEP). The record is from RefSeq and is a predicted model, not a curated record. Gene Ontology annotation, cellular component: EKC/KEOPS complex; cytoplasm. NCBI's taxonomy places the organism in Eukaryota, Metazoa, Chordata, Testudines, Testudinidae.
CCCGCCACUGCUGCACUAGGCCCCCACCCAGGAGAUCCCAGCAGCCCUGUACAUCCCCCCUGCUCUGCUCCUUUUGCCCAGGUCAUCGCAUACUCGGAGCGCCGGUAUCGCAUCUUCGGGGAGACCAUCGACAUCGCCGUGGGCAACUGCCUGGACCGCUUCGCCCGUGUGUUGAAGAUAUCCAAUGACCCCAGCCCUGGCUAUAACAUUGAACAGAUGGCGAAGAAGGGACAGAAGCUGGUGGAGCUGCCCUACACAGUGAAGGGAAUGGAUGUGUCCUUCUCAGGGAUCCUGUCCCACAUAGAGGAGGUGGCUCACAAGAUGCUGGCAUCAGGAGAGUGCACCCCGGAGGAUCUCUGCUUCUCUCUCCAGGAGACGCUCUUUGCGAUGCUGGUGGAGAUCACAGAGCGGGCCAUGGCGCACUGCGGCUCACAGGAGGCCCUCAUCGUGGGCGGCGUCGGCUGUAACAUGCGGCUACAGGAGAUGAUGCGGAUCAUGUGCGCAGAGAGGGGAGCCAAGCUGUUUGCUACAGAUGAGAGGUUCUGCAUUGACAAUGGGGCCAUGAUCGCACAGGCCGGCUGGGAGAUGUUCCGCACAGGGCAGGUGACGCAGCUCGAGGAUUCAUGGAUCACGCAGAGGUACCGGACAGACGAAGUGGAUGUGACCUGGCGUGAUUAACCCGUUCCCUCCCACGCGUAGGAUGGUCCCCAAAGUGGCUGCUGCCCCCACGGGGCCUGUGCAGAGUAGGGUGGCCACGGCCCGAGGGCCCUGCUGGCUGGAACUCAGCCCUAACACACAAUAAAGACGUUUGCUUUUGUAA